GACUCGACCGUGAUGUCCUUUGUCAUGUGGACCGGCGUGCUCAUUGCUCUGCUGCUGUGCCUGCCCGGGCCGAGGCAAGGCUGGUCCACGGUGCGCGCGAUGCUGACGCCCCUGCUCGGGACGUUGCUGGUGGUCCAGGCCCAGUGUUGGAUGAUGCUGGCCCUGACCUUUCAGAACAUCAACCCCUCCCUGGAGAGCAGCGGUGCACAGAUGGCGCUGGACGAGGACCGAUGGAGCAGCUUCUGGCUGCUUGUGGCCAAUUGCUUGUCCAUCUUCUCGGCGGAGAUUACUCGGCAGCAGGGCUGUUCGCUGGAGGCGUCCUCAAACCUGCAGGAAGAGGAGAAUAUGUUGGCCCCUCGGCAAGGGGCGCAAGAGGCGUAA
Molecule: messenger RNA, 381 nt
Organism: Effrenium voratum
Lineage: Eukaryota; Dinophyceae; Suessiales; Symbiodiniaceae
Source: the annotation of a GenBank genome assembly